Oryzias melastigma (Indian medaka) is the source of this 1729-nucleotide messenger RNA. RefSeq names its product ovo-like zinc finger 1a (gene ovol1a). Bases 348 to 1370 code for a protein of 340 amino acids. The transcript has 5 exons. NCBI's taxonomy places the organism in Eukaryota, Metazoa, Chordata, Actinopteri, Beloniformes, Adrianichthyidae. Gene Ontology annotation, cellular component: nucleus. Gene Ontology annotation, biological process: epidermal cell differentiation; regulation of transcription by RNA polymerase II. Gene Ontology annotation, molecular function: DNA-binding transcription factor activity, RNA polymerase II-specific; RNA polymerase II cis-regulatory region sequence-specific DNA binding. The record is from RefSeq and is a predicted model, not a curated record.
UCCAGUUUCCUGCUUUUUUUAAAUGAGUACCUGUGCUUGACCCACCUCUGCCCGUGACAGAUCAGGAAUAUCAGCUUUUCUCUCUCCUUUCCCCUCCUCCUCCUUCACCCACUCCCACUCCGUUAUUUCGGGGAUGAUCCACGGUUUGGCGUCGCUGCUCACCUGAGCUCGCUCACCUGUCGGAGUAACUUCCCCCCCUCUCAGAGCGAAGCGGGGAGAAAAAGAGGGGAAAAAAAAAACAAAAAAAAGGAAGAGGAGCGACACCUUGUUGAGUCUGCCUCCUUGCCUCGCGAGCCUCACCUGCGUGGCUCCCUUUCCCCGCAGCGGAUCGGUUUCACGCGCCCAGAAUGCCGAGGGCCUUUCUGGUGAAGAAGGCGAACGUUUCGCCCGGAAAGCGGAACUGGAGCGAGCUGCCCGACCACGAGCGCGGGGACGUUUACAUCCCAGUUUCCAUCUUCCCCUCCUCUGUCCUGGGACUGGAGGCUGAGGCCAGCCCGGCUGAGACGGCGCCACUCUGCCUCACCAAACACCCCCAGUUGGACACACGGCCAGAGCUGCCGUCCAGCACCAUCCUCGGCCGGCCCCAGAGCCCGGCAGGUUCCCUGGAGGGGCGGUCCGAACUCAAGAGGAGGUCGCAGGGAGGUUCUACCUACGUCCGAGCCAAAAUCAAGGUGACCACAGGCGAGUUGCCCCCGGAUCCGUCGCCUCUCGCUCUCACUCUGGGAUCGGUUCCCGCUCCAACGCAAAGAACGCCACAAGCCACUGUGAUACCACCUACCUCAAAUCCAGCCCCGCCCCCAGCUGAGGUGGUUCCUAUGGUAACCCAGCCCUCAGGUCAAAGUCAAAAUACGUCCACAACAGCAUCAGGAGGAUUUGUGUGUCAGGUUUGUCAGAAGACCUUCCAGUAUCAGCGGAUGCUCAACAGACACGUCAAGUGUCACAACGAGACCAAGAGACAUCUGUGCACCUUCUGCGGGAAGGGUUUCAACGACACCUUCGACCUCAAGAGACACGUCCGCACGCAUACAGGCGUGCGUCCGUACAAGUGCAGUCUCUGCGACAAGGCCUUCACGCAGCGCUGCUCGCUGGAGUCGCACAUGAAGAAGAUCCACGGCGUCACGCUGAAGUACGCGUACAAGGAGCGCCGCAACAAGCUGUACGUCUGCGAGGAGUGCGGCCACACGGCGGGGACUCAGGACGACCUGGCGGUGCACCUUCACACACUCCACCCCGACAGCCCCCUGUUGAAGGGGAAGGCCGCCCGCAGGCUGGCAGGGGGAGGAGCCGGGGGAGGGUCCGUCGCCGGGUCCACGCCGGGGUCCCCACGGGAGGGCGACAGCGACGAUACCAGCGGCUCCGCCGGGCAGUAGAGGAUAAGGACUUUGGAGGAAAUGGUGGAGUCACAAACCAGGAAAGCUGCUUCAUCAUAUUUACAGUUCUAAGGUGGAGACUCAUGAAUGUACCUGUUGGAUUUGGGCUUUUAUGUACAUAACUGUUGCUAAAGGAAUCAUUCACACAUUUGUGACCUUCCCCGUCUGAUAUGAUGCUGAUACUUUGUGUGGUAUAGACUCUAUGAGAUCUCUGGAUGAUCCACCGUCUGAUCCGGGAAUGUUUUGUUGAUCUGUGUAUUUCUAUGAGGGACUUUAUUUACUUUGGGUAUCUUUGUACAGCAGAAGAGAAAUGUUUUUCUAUGAAAAAUACUUAAUGCAUUAAAGUGAGUAAUAUAUUA